AGGGGGGAACUCUGUGGUCAGGGAGCCGCUCGCUGAGCACAGCUGCGCAGUGCUGGUCGCGCGUCCGAUACCCAGCUCGCCGCCCUCAGCUCCUGCCCAAGAUGAUUCCAGCAGUGCUCUUGAUCUUCCUCCUCUCGGUGGAACAAGCAGCCGCCCUCGGAGAGCCUCAGCUCUGCUAUAUCUUGGACGCCAUCUUGUUCUUGUAUGGUAUUGUCCUCACCCUGCUCUACUGUCGACUCAAGAUCCAGGUGCGAAAGGCAGCAGUAGCCAGCUAUGAGAAAUCAGAUGGCAUUUACACGGGCCUGAGCACCCGGAACCAGGAGACUUAUGAGACCUUGAAGCACGAGAAACCACCCCAGUAACUCUAGGACAGAUGCCCUUGGCCGCACCCUUCUGCGCCUCUUCUCCUCCCAGCCCCCACGGUCGGCGUCACGCAUGCGUCCCGUUAAUGCCAGCUGACUCUACCUCUGCAAUGACUCUGUGCCCCCCAUUAAUGGGCACCAGUGAUUGUUCCUCCUUGUCGGAGACCUGUGCUCAGAUGCUAGUCAGUAAUGUUUAUAUUCUAGUCUCCCCUCCUUGCCCACCCUUCUCUUUCCCAUCUCCAACUCUCACUUAACAAUGACCAGAGGGGACCCCCAAUAAAGCCUCCACAGACUGGGCUCCAUUCGUUCA
Hyaena hyaena (striped hyena) is the source of this 672-nucleotide messenger RNA. It is a transcript of the gene FCER1G, whose product is annotated as Fc fragment of IgE receptor Ig. Gene Ontology annotation, cellular component: external side of plasma membrane; membrane; Fc-epsilon receptor I complex. Gene Ontology annotation, biological process: neutrophil activation involved in immune response; immunoglobulin mediated immune response; Fc-gamma receptor signaling pathway. The record is from RefSeq and is a predicted model, not a curated record. Gene Ontology annotation, molecular function: IgG binding; IgE receptor activity. The coding region runs from base 102 to 362 and encodes 86 amino acids. Lineage: Eukaryota; Metazoa; Chordata; Mammalia; Carnivora; Hyaenidae. The transcript is spliced from 5 exons.